AUGGACAUCAACGUUGAGGCCAGAAAGCAGGCCUUGGAGUUGGCCGCCGAUGUCAACGUUAGCGAAAAGUCAAGGAGCGCCCUUGCAGGGGAACUCUCUCGGUUGCACGUCCCUGACCAAAUCUGUGAUUCCAUGGUGGAUAAGAUAGUAGCCGAUGCUUUUAGGACUGCGAAGCGAACUAGUUCUGAGACUAACUGCAUGAUUCUACAUUUUGUGGUUGAUAUCUUUCUUCAUGUCGUUACGGUACCGUAUUCUGUUGAUCCUGCGUUCGAGCCGGCAAGUAAAUCGACGAUUGAGGGGUUGGAGAAGGCGAGAGUGGAGGUGCCAACAAUGUGUUCGGUUUGUUUGGAGACAAUGGUGGUUGGUCUUGAAGCAGCUCGUAUGCCGUGUUUGCAUCUCUAUCAUGGACGUUGCAUUGUGAAGUGGCUGGGCCAGAGCAGGUUUUGCCCGCUGUGUCGGUAUUCUAUGCCGAUCGAAACACUCGUGAAUGUAACUUGA
Molecule: messenger RNA, 498 nt
Organism: Argentina anserina (silverweed cinquefoil)
Lineage: Eukaryota; Viridiplantae; Streptophyta; Magnoliopsida; Rosales; Rosaceae
Product: E3 ubiquitin-protein ligase SDIR1-like
Exons: 2
Coding region: 1-498 (165 amino acids)
Biological process (GO): protein ubiquitination
Cellular component (GO): cytoplasm
Molecular function (GO): ubiquitin protein ligase activity
Source: RefSeq, a predicted model, not a curated record